Molecule: messenger RNA, 1860 nt
Organism: Dicrocoelium dendriticum
Lineage: Eukaryota; Metazoa; Platyhelminthes; Trematoda; Plagiorchiida; Dicrocoeliidae
Source: the annotation of a GenBank genome assembly
AUGGUGCGUGACGGUGGGGGGUACUACGGGGGGCGGCCGUGGGCUCGCUACUGGCGGGGGGGUGAGCGCGCGGGGCGCCGCCGCCGGGGGGGGGGGGGUGUGAGUUCAUAUAAUGUCGGGGUGGGUCCAAGGGGGGGGGGGGGGGGGGGGGGGGGGGGGGGGGGGGGGGGGGGGGGGGGGGGGGGGGGGGGGGGUGGGGGGGGGGGGGGGGGGGGUGGGGGGGGGGGGGGGGGGGGGGGGGGGGGGGGGGGGAGGGGGGGGGGGGGGGGGGGGGGGGGGGGGGGGGGGGGGGGGGGGGGGGGGGGGGGGGGGGGGGGGGGGGGGGGGGGGGGGGGGGGGGGGGGGGGGGGGGGGGGGGGGGUGGGGGGGGGGGGGGGGGGGGGGGGGGGGGGGGAGGGGGGGGGGGGGGGGGGGGGGGGGGGGGGGGGGGGGGGGGGGGGGGGGGGGGGGGGGGGGGGGGGGGGGGGGGGGGGGGAGGGGGGGGGGGGGGGGGGGGGGGGGGGGGGGGGGGGGGGGGGGGGGGGGGGGGGGGGGGGGGGGGGGGGGGGGGGGGGGGGGGGGGGGGGGGGGGGGGGGGGGGGGGGGGGGGGGGGGGGGGGGAGGGGGGGGGGGGGGGGGGGGGGGGUGGGGGGGGGGGGGGGGGGGGGGGGGGGGGGGGGGGAGGGGGGGGGGGGGGGGGUGGGGGGGGGGGGGGGGGGGGGGGGGGGGGGGGGGGGGGGGGGGGGGGGGGGGGGGGGGAGGGGGGGGGGGGGGGGGGGGGGGGGGGGGGGGGGGGGGGGGGGGGGGGGGGGGGGGGGGGGGGGGGGGGGGGGGGGGGGGGGGGGGAGGGGGGGGGGGGGGGGGGGGGGGGGGGGGGGGGGGGGGGGGGGGGGGGGGGGGGGGGGGGGGGGGGGGGGGGGGGGGGUGGGGGGGGGGGGGGGGGGGGGGGGGGGGGGGGGGGGGGGGGGUGGGGGGGGGGGGGGGGGGGGGGGGGGGGGGGGGGGGGGGGGGGGGGGGGGGGGGGGGGGGGGGGGAGGGGGGGGGGGGGGGGGGGGGGGGGGGGGGGGGGGGGGGGGGGGGGGGGGGGGGGGGGGGGGGGGGGGGGGGGGGGGGGGGGGGGGGGGGGGGGGGGGGGGGGGGGGGGGGGGGGGGUGGGGGGGGGGGGGGGGGGGGGGGGUGGGGGGGGGGGGGGGGGGGGGAGGGGGGGGGGGGGGGGGGGGGGGGGGGGGGGGGGGAGGGGGGGGGGGGGGGGGGGGGGGGGGGGGGAGGGGGGGGGGGGGGGGGGGGGGGGGGGGGGGGGGGGGGGGGGGGGGGGGGGGGGGGGGGGGGGGGGGGGGGGGGGGGGGGGGGGGGGGGGGGGGGGGGAGGGGGGGGGGGGGGGGGGGGGGGGGAGGGGGGGGGGGGGGGGGGGGGGGGGGGGGGGGGGGGGGGGUGGGGGGGGGGGGGGGGGGGGGGGGGGGGGGGGGGGGGGGGGGGGGGGGGGGGGGGGGGGGGGGGGGGGAGGGGGGGGGGGGGGGGGGGGGGGGGGGGGGGGGGGGGGGGGGGGGGGGGGGGGGGGGGGGGGGGGGGGGGGGGUGGGGGCGGGGGGGGGGGGGGGGGGGGGGGGGGGGGGGGGGGGGGGGGGGGGGGGGGGGGGGGGGGGGGGGGGGGGGGGGGUGCGGGGGGGGGGGGGGGGGGGGGGGGGGUGGGGGGGGGGGGGGGGGGCGGGGGGAGGGGGGGGGGGGGGGGUGGGGGGGGGGGGGGGGGGGGGGGGGGGGGGGGGGGGGGGCGGGGGGGGGGGGGGGGGGGGGGGGGGGGGGGGGGAGGGGGGGGGGGGGGGGGGGGGGGGGGGGGGGGGGGGGGGGGGGGACCCCCCCUGCGGGGAGCGGGGGGGAGCGCUGA